AUGGAUAGCUGGCCUAUAUUGAGUUGGAAUAUAAGGGGACUGAACAGGGUGAAUAAACAAAUUUCAGUCCAAGAAUUGUUUAGGAAGAAUAAGAUUGGUAUAGGUGGUUUAAUGGAAACUAAAUUGCGUGGUAAGAAAAUUGAUGAGUUUAUGGAACAUAGAUUUCCUAAUUGGGACUAUUUCACUAGCCCAGGAACUGAAGGGAGGCUGUUGAUUCUAUGGAGGAAAGGUAUAGCUAAUAUGAGCAUCUUGGAAGACUCUCCUCAAUUGGUUCACUGCCAAAUCAGGUUGGUUGGUCACAAGACUAGUUUCUUUGUCACAUUUGUUUAUGGCUUCCAUUCAAUUGAUACUAGGAGGAGUCUUUGGCAUGAUCUAUCUCGUCUAUCUCUAUCUGUCAAAUCUUGGAUGGUUAUUGGCAACUUUAAUGCACCAUUUUCAGUUGGUGAUAGGACUGGUGGCUGCUCUUUGGAUAGCUCUGAGUUGGUUGAUUCUGUAGGAUGGAAAUCUGUUGCUAAAGUUGAGGCUAUCAAGAGCAUGGGUUCCUACUUCACAUGGACUAAUAACCAAGAUGGUUUAGCAAGAAUUUAUUCCAAAAUAGACCAUGCUCUUAUAGAUGAAGAUUGGCUGGACGUUUUUCCUCAAAGUGUGGCUGUUUUUCAAUGGGAGGCGGUAUCGGAUCAUUGCUCAUGUAUUGUUUCUAAUAUCUCCUUGAAAUCUAUGGGAACUAAGCUUUUCAGAUAUUAUAACUUUUGGUCUAAUCACCCUGAUUUUAAACAAAUAGUUUUGAAGAGCUGGAAAGCUCCAGUGCAGAUGUCUGGGCUGAAGGCAAUCUUUACAAGACUUGUUCGUCUAAAACAUCACCUUAAAAAGCUAAACAGGGACUGGUUUGGGGAUGUGGGAUUAGGCUAUCAUUUGGCUUUGGAAGCUCUGAAAACUGCCCAAUUUCAAGCUCAAGAGAAGCCACUAGACUUUCAAUUACAAGAGGCAGUUAAAGAGAAGGCUACAGAGUUUAAUUUUCAUGAAAAAAUCUAUCAUAGUUUCUUAGUCCAGCGCAGUAAGGUCAAUUGGUUAAGGCAUGGGGAUGUGAAUUCUUCUUUCUUUCAUGCGUUCUUGAAGAGGAGAAAAGCAGAGAAUUCUAUUGUUUCUUAUACUAAUGAUAAUGGGUUACUGGUUGAUGAUUUCAAGGAGGUUGUAAGCCAUUUUACUGAGCAUUUUAAAAGUCAUUUGGGCAGUCCCAGUUCGGCUUCAGGGGUGGUUGAUUAG
Molecule: messenger RNA, 1263 nt
Organism: Humulus lupulus (European hop)
Lineage: Eukaryota; Viridiplantae; Streptophyta; Magnoliopsida; Rosales; Cannabaceae
Exons: 1
Coding region: 1-1263 (420 amino acids)
Molecular function (GO): catalytic activity
Source: RefSeq, a predicted model, not a curated record